This is a messenger RNA of Eruca vesicaria subsp. sativa (arugula), 1562 nucleotides long. Lineage: Eukaryota; Viridiplantae; Streptophyta; Magnoliopsida; Brassicales; Brassicaceae. The record is from the annotation of a GenBank genome assembly.
GUCGCUUCUCAAUCUUCUCUUCCUUCUCUCUCUUUAUUUUGCUCCAACCAAUCAUUCCUACUUAUACGCUUAUAUAUAUACUUUUAAUCACAAAAUAAAUCAUAAACCGCCAUACAAAAACACAGAGACGUAUGUAUAUAUAAGAAACAAGAAGCUUGUCUAUUUUCACCUGAAUCACAUCUACCUUUAAGCUCCAUCGAAGAUGAUGAAAAUGAAGAAUCUUCUUAGUUCAAGAUUAAAGUCUUCCUCAGCAAGACAAGCAGAAAAUUCCGAGAAGGAAUAUCGUCGUAGCUUGACGUCCAAGCUAAGUGUUAGCGAGGAGUACAAGGAAGCUUUUAGGACAAAGUCCUACUUAGAUAUUCGGACAAAAGCAGAAGAUCAACUAGGCAUAAUAACAUCUUGUAGCAACCUCUCUUCUUCUCCUUCUCCUUCAUCCUCAUCAGAUCCUAGCUUCCAAUCACACUUCACCGAUUACUUGCUCGACCCUCCUCAAGAAACCCUCGAUGCUCUCAUGCAAGACUCGAGUUUCCACAAUCUUCUAGUAAACUUCUUUGACUUUAGCUCCGAUGCUUGUGAUGUAUGCGAGUCUCUUCUUCAAUGCAUCCAACAAAUCAAGAUCAAUCACAUCAAAAUCAAAAGGGUUAUCAAGAUUGGGAAAAGAGUUUGUAACGGUGCUAAAACCCCUGAAUGUGCUUUGAUAUUUCAAAAACUCUCGAGAUACGCUUUGCUGAAAAACCCUUUGUAUUGUAUCAUCAACCAAUCUCAGUUCCGGAGAGUUCAUGAUGCAAACACGGAUUUGCUGUCCAGAUUGACGUCGAAAAGGAGAAGAAUCAGAAGAAAAGCCAGGUUCUUUAACUUUUGCAAGAAGCUAGGAGGUUGUAGUCUAGUGAUAUCUCAUUGCGCUAUUGUUAUUGCGUUGCUGAUUGUAGCGUUACACAGCAUACUCGGCGUUUUAGCAGCUCCUGCUAUGCUCGGUUUAUGCUCAUUAGGUCUCUCGAGGAAGAAGAAAGCGAAAAGAAACGUGGAGAAUAAGAGCAAGACUGAUACAACUCUAGAGAAGCUUGGGACACAAAUGGAUAUAGCAGCUAAAGGAAUGUUUAUAAUGAUAAAUGAUUUGGAUACGUUGAGUAGACUUGCUGGGAGAUUAUCCGAUGAGAUAGAGCAUAGAAAAACCAUAGCUGCGAUGUGCGCAAAGAGUGGAAAGAUUGAAGUGUUAAAGGAAGCCUUGAGAGAGUUUAAUGGACAUGAAGAAAGAUUCUUAGAGCAAUUGCAAGAACUUGAAGAACAUCUCUACCUUUGUUUCCACACUAUUAAUAGGUCAAGAAGACUAGUGUUUUCACAAAUCACUGGACCAAGUUCUUGAUUUUUUUUAUUCUUUGGGUUCAUCAAAUAAACACUUUUGUAGGGAUUAUAUAUGAAUUAUCAUAACAUAUAAAAAAAUGUAAGAAUGUCUUUCAAUGUUUUCUUCAUGAUUCUGGUUCAACUGAGUCAAAGGAAGGAAACUAUGUUAUUCUUUUGUUUUUUUCUUGUAAUCUUCAUUGGAUUUUAAAUUUAUUAUGCUG